Eriocheir sinensis (Chinese mitten crab) is the source of this 543-nucleotide messenger RNA. RefSeq lists its product as uncharacterized. The record is from RefSeq and is a predicted model, not a curated record. The transcript is spliced from 3 exons. The coding region runs from base 28 to 426 and encodes 132 amino acids. Lineage: Eukaryota; Metazoa; Arthropoda; Malacostraca; Decapoda; Varunidae.
ACAUCUCCCAAGUCUCCAGCAAACACCAUGGCCCAGACUGUUCUCUUCGUGCUCUCCAUGCUGGUGGUGCUGGCCGCCGCCCUGCCCUCCCCCAGGCCGGAGCCAAGGCCGGACGCUGACCCAGGCUAUUUGGGUGGUGGCUACGGCGGAGGCUUCGGCGGUCUUGGCGGUUUUGGCGGCGGCGGUUUUGGCGGCGGCGGCUUUGGCGGCGGCGGCUUUGGCGGCGGCGGCUACGGCGGCUACGGCGGCGGCCUUGGUGGUCUCGGCGGCUUCGGUGGCGGCGGCAUUGGUGGUAUCGGCGGCAUUGGUGGUCUCGGCGGCUUUGGAGGAGGAUAUGGUGGUUAUGGAGGCUAUGGCGGCUAUGGCGGCUACGGCGGCGGCGGCCACAUCAUCAAGAAAUAUGGAUAUGGGAGUUACUAUGGUUAACUACAGCAGUCUCGCCGGGAAGUAGACGCCAGCGCUUUCAGUAGCCAUAACAUUAUACUUAUGUUAUACUUAGGUGGAAUGUGAAAGAUUGUUCUCCAUAAUAAAGUAAAAAGAUUC